Molecule: messenger RNA, 1094 nt
Organism: Capra hircus (goat)
Lineage: Eukaryota; Metazoa; Chordata; Mammalia; Artiodactyla; Bovidae
Gene: KLRF1
Product: killer cell lectin like receptor F1
Exons: 6
Coding region: 108-809 (233 amino acids)
Source: RefSeq, a predicted model, not a curated record
AUUUGAGGACAGUCUCUGAUUAGGAGUGGGUUUAUUAUUCUUCUCUUAUUGCAUAUUUAAAAAAGCAAAACAUACACUUUUACAUACACAUUCACCCACAUUUGAAGAUGCAAGAUGAAGAAACAUACAUGACCUUGAAUAUACAGUCGAAGAAAAGGAGUUCUAUCCGAACAUUUCAAUUUAAAUGUCAAGACUGUUCUGUGAUGUCACACCGAUAUAAAAUCUUAUUGGGGAUAUCUGGAGGACUAAAUGGUAUUCUAGUUUUGGCUUUGAUCACCCUGAGUCUGUUAGUUUCUCAGGAAGUGCUGCCAAAAUGCCUAAAAGAAUAUGAUUCAAACAUCACCCAGCAUGAUGAUACUGGAUACUCGGAAGUCAAUAGUGACAGAAGAGGCAAUAUACAUAAGAAAGAUGCAGGCCACUGUGUUUCAAGAGCUACAGGUCAUAAAGGAAUGUGCUCAUCAGAAUGGCUGAACUAUCAAGAAAAGUGCUAUUGGUUCUCUAAUGAGAUGAAAAGUUGGAGUGACAGUUAUAGAUAUUGUUUGGGGGAAAAAUCUCAUCUACUAAUUAUUCAGAACCAACUUGAACUGGCUUUUAUACAGAAAACUCUAAAACAAUCAAACUAUGUGUGGAUUGGGCUUAACUUUACUUCCCUGAAAAGAACAUGGACCUGGGUGGAUGAUUCUCCUUUGGAUUCAAAGAUAUUUUUCAUAAAAGGACCGGCUCAAGAAAAUAGCUGUGCUGCCAUCAAGGAAAACGGAAUUUACUCUGAAACUUGCAACAGUGUUUUCAAAUGGAUUUGCCAAUAUUAAAAUUUUAAAAGUGACAGUGAGUUAUCAAGGAUCAAAGUUUUGAUCUAACAUGAAUCUUUAGGAAUAAGAAUUUAAAAUUGCAAUUAAACACCAACCUGGCUUCUCUAUUUUCCCUCAGUCAUGUUCAUGGGUCCUAGUCACAGAGUAACUCAUGUUAACAGUCUAAAAUAUACCCUCUGAUUCUUUGUGUGAUAAUAUAAUCUAAAGUGAACCUGUACAUUUAUAUUCAUGAUGUAAUUCACCUUUUCUUUUACAACAAAUGUGAACAAAUUAUAUCUGCUUUUC